Molecule: messenger RNA, 3959 nt
Organism: Sciurus carolinensis (gray squirrel)
Lineage: Eukaryota; Metazoa; Chordata; Mammalia; Rodentia; Sciuridae
Gene: Exosc10
Product: exosome component 10
Exons: 25
Coding region: 48-2708 (886 amino acids)
Biological process (GO): exonucleolytic trimming to generate mature 3'-end of 5.8S rRNA from tricistronic rRNA transcript (SSU-rRNA, 5.8S rRNA, LSU-rRNA); histone mRNA catabolic process; poly(A)-dependent snoRNA 3'-end processing
Cellular component (GO): nucleolus; nuclear exosome (RNase complex)
Molecular function (GO): nucleic acid binding; 3'-5'-RNA exonuclease activity; nucleotide binding
Source: RefSeq, a predicted model, not a curated record
GCGCGUCGGCGGCCACUCUCGCGAGAAGAGCCGUGUGGCCCGGGAAGAUGGCGCCCCCCAGUCCCCGGGAGCCCAAGUCCCCGUCAGCCACCAGCGCCACGCAGCCCGACGGCGACAUGGUGCUGCCGGGAUUCCCCGACGCGGACAGCUUCGUGAAGUUCGCUCUUGGAUCAGUGGUGGCAGUCACCAAGGCAUCUGGAGGCCUACCACAGUUUGGUGAUGAGUAUGAUUUUUACCGAAGUUUUCCUGGCUUCCAGGCAUUUUGUGAAACACAGGGAGACAGGUUGCUUCAAUGCAUGAGUCGGGUGAUGCAGUACCAUGGGUGUCGCAGCAACAUUAAGGAUCGAAGCAAGGUGACUGAGCUGGAGGACAAGUUUGACUUAUUAGUUGACACCAAUGAUGUGAUUCUGGAGAGAGUGGGCAUUUUGCUAGAUGAAGCAUCAGGUGUGAAUAAGCAUCAGCAACCUGUCCUCCCUGCAGGAUUGCAGGUCCCCAAAACAAUAGUGUCCAGCUGGAACCGGAAGGCAGGAGAAUAUGGCAGAAAAGCAAAAUCUGAAACUUUCCGGUUACUUCACGCAAAAAACAUUAUCCGGCCUCAACUCAAGUUUCGAGAGAAGAUUGACAAUUCCAACACUCCGUUUCUUCCUAAGAUCUUCGUCAAGCCCAAUGCUCAGAAACCACUCCCUCCAGCUCUUUCUAAAGAAAGGCGGGAACGCCCACAGGACCGUCCUGAGGACUUGGAUGUCCCCCCUGCCCUGGCGGAUUUCAUCCAUCAGCAGCGAACACAGCAGGUUGAGCAGGACAUGUUUGCACAUCCUUAUCAGUAUGAGCUGGAUCACUUCACCCCCCCAGAUUCAGUGCUUGAGAAGCCACGGCCCCAGUUAUACAGACCUGUAGAAGAAACACCCUGCCAUUUUGUAUCCUCCCUGGACAAACUUGUGGAACUCAACGAAAAACUCUUGAAUUGUCAAGAAUUUGCUGUAGACUUAGAGCAUCACUCUUACAGGAGCUUCCUAGGACUCACCUGCCUGAUGCAGAUUUCCACCCGAAUGGAAGACUUCAUCGUGGACACCCUGGAGCUUCGCAGCGACAUGUACAUCCUCAACGAGAGCCUCACAGACCCGGCUAUCGUUAAGGUCUUCCAUGGCGCCGAUUCUGACAUAGAGUGGCUACAGAAAGACUUCGGGCUGUACGUAGUGAACAUGUUUGAUACCCACCAGGCAGCGCGCCUCCUUAACCUGGGCAGGCACUCGCUCGAUCAUCUGCUGAAACUCUACUGCAGCGUGGAGUCCAACAAGCAGUACCAGCUAGCUGACUGGAGGAUCCGCCCCCUGCCUGAGGAAAUGCUCAGCUACGCCCGGGACGACACCCACUACCUGCUCUACAUCUACGACAGAAUGAGGCUCGAGCUGUGGGAGCGCGGUGGUGACCAGCCCACCCAGCUACAGGUGGUGUGGCAGCGGAGCCGCGACCUCUGCCUCAAGAAAUUUGUCAAACCUAUCUUCACUGACGAGUCCUACCUUGAACUGUAUCGGAAGCAAAAGAAGCAUCUCAACUCGCAGCAGUUGACAGCCUUCCAGCUGCUGUUUGCCUGGAGGGAUAAAACAGCUCGCAGGGAGGAUGAAAGCUACGGAUACGUCCUGCCGAACCACAUGAUGCUGAAGAUAGCUGAAGAGUUGCCUAAGGAACCUCAGGGCAUCAUAGCUUGCUGCAACCCAGUACCGCCUCUUGUACGACAGCAGAUCAAUGAAAUGCACCUUUUAAUCCAGCAGGCUAGAGAGAUGCCCCUGCUCAAGUCUGAAGCUGCAGCUGGAGUGAAGAAGAGCGGGCCGCUGCCCAGUGCCGAGAGGUUGGAGAAUGUUCUCUUUGGACCUCAUGACUGUUCCCAUGCCACUCCAGAAGGCUACCCAAUCACCCCAACUGCUGGAUCUGUGCCAGCUCAGAAAUGGUCGAACCUCUUCACUGACGGAAAGGAGGAGAGCCUGCUGGAUCCCAGAUGCCUUCUCGCCACAGCUGUCGUCACAUUGUUUAAUGAACCUAGCACUGAAGAAAAUGGAAAGAGUCCAUUAACAGUUGCACAGAAAAAAGCCCAGAACAUAAUGGAGUCCUUUGAAAACCCAUUUAGGAUGUUCCUGCCUUCGCUGGAGCACCGGGGCCACAUUUCUCAGGCAGCAAAGCUCGAUCCCUCCUCAAAGAUGUAUGAAAUCAGCAACCGUUGGAAGCUGGCCAGCCAGGUACAGGUACAAAAAGAAUCCAAAGAAACUGCCAAGAAGAAGGCAGCUGAGCAAACAGCUGCCCGGGAGCAGGCAAAGGAGGAGUACAAAGCCACCGCGGAGCAGGCCACCUCUGUGCGCCAGCAGGCAGUGCUAGAGCAUGCUGCUAAGAAGAGAGAGCGGACAACAAGUGACCCAAGGACCCUGGAGCAGAAACAGGAGAAGAAACGACUCAGGACUUCUAAGAAGCCAAAGUACACAGAUCCACCAGAAAAAGAUUUUACCCCUUUUGACUACAGCCAGUCGGACUUCAAGGCUUUUGCUGGAGACAGCAAACCCAAACCUUCCUCCCAGUUUGACCCAAAUAAGCCAGCUGUGUCCGGCAAGAAGGGCGUCGCAGCCAAAAAGCUUAAGCAGUCAGUGGGAAACAAAAGCAUGUCCUUUCCAACUGGAAAAUCAGACAGAGGCUUUAGGCACAACUGGCCAAAGAGAUAGUGCUGGAAGAGACCCUUGGGACCCCAGGAACUGGAAGCACCAAACGGUGGUGCUGCUUUUGUAUAAACUCAUUUUUAAACCAUUAAAACUAAUUCCUACUGGAAGAAAGCUGGUUCCUGACUCUUCCUUGGCUGCUGUGCUGUUCACCCCCACCCUCAGCUGUCUGUGAGAGAGGAGUGUGCUCUGGAGGUCACUGUGAUUUCUAGAAAAAGCCAGAACCACCCAAGGGAGUAACACAGAAGAACGCCUGUGACUCAGAAGAGUGAGGUGCUCACUCAGGUAGGAGGCUCCCUGGGCUUCCGACCCCGCCUGGCUUUGGGAUGAUGUAGGCAAAGCCGCGUGACGCCUGCUGUAGGGAAGAGGUGCUGCAGUGCCUUGAGCCAGUGUGGCUUCUGGAGAACCUGACUCUUCCUUUCUCUCUUCCUUGAAAAAAGGGAAAAAAAAGAAUCUUUGUCUUUUCCUGAUAAUAAAAGAAAUAACAUUGAGCUGCAGGUGUCGCUCAGUGGUAGAGCACUUGCCUAGUAUGUGCAGGGCCCUGGAUUCAGUCCCCAGCACUGCAAAAAGAAGAGAAAAGCACGUUUAACGGAGGAAGUGUGGGAAACAGAAAAAUGCAAACAAGAAGUUUAAUCAUCCGGCAAUGUGGUGUGUUUCCUCGUGGGCUUUUUACUGUGUGUGCAGAUGCACAGCUGUGGAGGUGCCCUCCAUAUCCAUAGGUUCCAUGUCCAUGGGUUCAGCCAGCCUGAGAUAGAAAAUAAUUUUUUAAUCACACCCAUACUGAACAGUGGGCUUUUAUUUACAUAAAUUAGGCAUUAUCAGUAAUCUGGAAAUGAUUUAAGGCAUGCAAGAUGGACUGGGGACAUAGCUCAGUGGUAGAGCAUAUGCCCAGCAUUCUGGAGGUCCUGGGUUCAGAACUGCACUAGGGUGUGUUUCUAAGCAGGUACACCAUUGCCUCUCCAUGUUUUGGUGUCUUCAACGGGUACUGAAACCAGUCUCCCAUAUACUUUUUUAAAAUAUCAUUUAGUUAUCAAUGGACCUUUAUCUUAUUUAUUUAUAUGUGGUGCUGAGAAUCGAACCCAGUGCUCACACAUGCCAGGCAAGUGCUGUACCACUGAGCCACAACCCCAGCCCUCCCAUAUGUUUUAGUUUGCAGACUUGGCUUUAAGUUUAUUGCUUUUCACCCUUAAAGUUUGUUCUACGAGAUUUUUCUCAUUCUGAGGCCAACCCUUGUAAUUAAAUAUGUAGGUUUCCAUU